Molecule: messenger RNA, 1096 nt
Organism: Capsella rubella
Lineage: Eukaryota; Viridiplantae; Streptophyta; Magnoliopsida; Brassicales; Brassicaceae
Exons: 4
Coding region: 63-1010 (315 amino acids)
Biological process (GO): proteolysis
Molecular function (GO): cysteine-type peptidase activity
Source: RefSeq, a predicted model, not a curated record
ACCAUCUUAGAGUGUCAAGUCCUCGGGAGGAUUUCUUAUCAAUGUAGGAAGUAAAUGUUUUGAUGAGCCAAGUAGAGGAUUCGGUCCUGCCGCGGAGGAGUCAGUUUGUUGUAGCUGUCCCUAGGAGGAGGAACAAAAGGUUAAGGAAAUUUUCUACUAAGCUGGAUGGCCGGUUACAGUUUGACAAGAAGACUAAACUGUUAGUUGGACACCCUCCCCCGGUCGUAAAGGAUCCUAAUUUUGUAGAUGACCCUGAGAAAGGGUUCCAGAAUUCUAUUAAAAAGUUGAAGUCCUCCAGUCUUGGUGGUGAGGCUUCUCUUUCUGUCAAAGAGGUCCUUGAUAUAGUAGAGAGGAAAAAACAUCUCUUAGCCAAGGUCAUGGACGCUUUGAUCAAGUUUAGCCGGCACUUAUUACGAACUGAGGACCUUGAUGGUGAAAAACUGCGAGUUGACUUGUUAGAUACGAAUUUUGUAUCCUUGUUGUUUCGCCAAUUCCCAAAGUUUUCCAAAUCCACUGCUCAGGGGAAAUUCAAAUUUCCUGGCGACGUUGUUGCGCAACUAGUAGGUGGUGGAGAAAGUGGACGUACUGAGCUAUUUACCGAAGGUGGCUUCCUUUAUGCGCCAUUUAGUUUUGAUAGGAAGCAUUGGCUGUCUUUGUGCAUCGAUCUCUGCAUCACGAGCAUCGUUGUUCUUGACUCCAAUAUCCAACUUCGGAAAGAUCAUGAUAGAUUUGGUGAACUACAACCCUUUGCGCUAAUGCUGCCAUAUCUUCUCAUCCAGCAUGGGGUUUAUCAUGGGAAAAGGAAGAGGUCAACCACCCAUUUCAGCAUCUCAAGGCCAUCUAGCAUACCGCAGGUAAAGUGGCCUACAGACUCUAGCAUUAAGUCUAUCUUUUUGAUACACGCACAUGCAACCGAUGGGUUAGAGGAGUGUGGUGACUUGACCGUCGAGCAAUUGGAUCCCGAGCUGAAGAAAUUUAUAUCUGCAAUAAUCCUUGUUGGGGUCGAGUAGGUAGCUCAUUGGUGGGUGUAAACAAUUCAGCUGUCCUUUAAUGUCUUUGUGAUACUUUAAUGUAUUAUCCUUUAAUGUCUUUGUUA